CAGAGAGGCACACCCGGAAGCGAGCGGCGGUGAUCGAGGAGCAAGCGAGGAGCGGAAAUGGGCGGCCAGGUGUCGUCAGUGGAGAGCGUGCACGUGGUGGUGGUGGGGGGGGGCUUCGGGGGCGUGGCGGCGGCUCAUCAGCUGACGUCUCGGGACGUGAACUUCACUCUGAUCGACACGAGAGACGCGUUUCAUCACAACGUGGCGGCGCUGCGAGCGGCGGUGCAGCCCGGCUUCGCUCAGAGAACCUUCAUCCCCUUCAAGGACACGUUCGGAGACAGCUUCGUCCAAGGUCGAGUGGAACGAGUGGACGUGGACAGACAGACGGUCGUCCUGCGGGGGGGCCGGGAGGUCGGGUUCUCUCACCUCAUCCUGUGCACCGGCACCGACGGGCCGUUUCCUGGAAGCUUCACCUCGGAGGCGUCGAGUCAGAGCGGCGUCCGGGCCUACGAGGACUUCACUCAGCAGGUCCAGGCUGCAGACUCUGUGUUGGUGGUGGGGGGGGGGUCCACCGGUGUGGAGAUGGCUGCUGAGAUCAAGACGGAGCAUCCAGAGAAGAAGGUGGUUCUGAUUCACUCCAGGAUCGCUCUGGCCGACCCGGAGCUGCUGCCCAGUGUCCGACAUCAGGCCAAAGAAGUUCUGCUGCAGAAAGGAGUGGAGCUGGUGCUGGGUGAGAAAGUGGACAACCUGUCACGGCUGCAGCUCAACGUCACCAACAAGAACAUGGAGGUGACCACGGAGCGGGGGGGGACUCUGUCCACGGACCUGAUCGUCUGCUGCACGGGUCAGAAGGUCAACUCUGCAGCGUACCACUCCAGCUUCUCCGCCAGCAUGGCCCCCAGCGGCGCUCUGAAGGUCAACCAGCACCUGCAGGUCCAGGGCUUCACCAACGUCUACGCCCUGGGCGACUGCACGGACGUCCAAGAGCCCAAGAUGGCGUACCACGCCGCGCUGCACGCCGCCGUGGCUGUGAAGAACAUCGUGAACAGUGUGAGGGGGGAGGAGCUGACGUCCUAUCACACAGGCAGCGUCACCAUGUUGCUGGCGAUGGGCCGGGACGAUGGCGUCGGCCAGUUCAACGGCUGGAAGUUACCACGAUGUGCCGUUGUUCUGGGGAAGAGUCGAGAUCUGCUGCUGUGGAAGAGCUGGAGGGAGAUGAAGCAACAACAGCCCUGAGAGAGAGAGAGAGAGAGAGAGAGAGAGAGACGUUUGUACUUCAUGUUGUGCAUACUGCAUUAAACAUGAUAUGAUAAAAUGGUCUUUCAGUAUUCAGUAAAUGUGGUUAUCGGUUCUGGAGGAUCUGGUUUGUCUCAGGAACAAAGAACCUGUGCUCCAGGCUUUGACUCCACAUGUGGGCGGAGCUGUAGUCCACCAGGUCCCAACAUUCAUAAUGCAUUCCCUAGCCCCCCCCCCACAUCCAAACUAAUUACCUAACCCUUAACCUAAACCUGGUUCUAACCCCCAAACCGUCCAUUAAAAGGGGGGGGUGACAAAGUGAGGACCGGCCAAAAGGUCCUCACAAAGAUAGCUGUACACGCCAGCACACACACACACACACACUUAUAUAGUUUAUACAAACUCAGCUGUUAAAUGUAUAUAAUGUGUGUUAAACUUAAUGAAAGUUAUUGUAAUACAAAUUU
Platichthys flesus (European flounder) is the source of this 1640-nucleotide messenger RNA. RefSeq names its product apoptosis inducing factor mitochondria associated 2 (gene aifm2). The record is from RefSeq and is a predicted model, not a curated record. Gene Ontology annotation, molecular function: electron-transferring-flavoprotein dehydrogenase activity; flavin adenine dinucleotide binding. Gene Ontology annotation, cellular component: cytoplasm; mitochondrion. NCBI's taxonomy places the organism in Eukaryota, Metazoa, Chordata, Actinopteri, Pleuronectiformes, Pleuronectidae. The transcript has 9 exons. Gene Ontology annotation, biological process: apoptotic mitochondrial changes; positive regulation of apoptotic process. Bases 58 to 1176 code for a protein of 372 amino acids.